Molecule: messenger RNA, 1892 nt
Organism: Drosophila bipectinata
Lineage: Eukaryota; Metazoa; Arthropoda; Insecta; Diptera; Drosophilidae
Gene: RanGAP
Product: Ran GTPase activating protein
Biological process (GO): activation of GTPase activity; nucleocytoplasmic transport; signal transduction
Cellular component (GO): perinuclear region of cytoplasm; nucleus; cytosol
Molecular function (GO): GTPase activator activity; small GTPase binding
Source: RefSeq, a predicted model, not a curated record
GACCAUGGCCGCGACUACCUUCAACUUUGCUAGUAUGGCAGCCAUGCUGGGCGAGGAAAAGGGAAUUUCCUUUCAAGACAAAGCGCUCACCUGGAACACCGCAGAGGAUGUUCAGGAUGUAGUGGACGCCUUGAACAAGCAGACCACAGUGCAUUACCUCAAUCUGGAUGGAAACACACUUGGAGUGGAUGCGGCCGAGGCGAUUGGUGAGGCAUUAAAAAAACACCCGGAAUUUCGUAAGGCGCAGUGGAAAAACCUCUUCACAAGGCGCCUCAAAACAGAGAUCCCGCUAGCUCUGAAACACCUAGGAGCUGGUCUGAUUGCAGCCGGAGCCAAGCUCACGGUUCUGGACCUAAGUGACAAUGCAUUGGGUCCAAACGGCAUGCGUGGUCUGGAAGAGUUUUUGCGUUCGCCUGUGUGUUAUUCCCUUCAAGAGCUGCUUCUUUUUAACUGCGGUCUUGGUCCAGAGGGCGGCACUAUGCUGUCCAAGGCGCUUAUCGACCUACACGCCAAUGCCCAAAAGGCAGGAUCGCCGUUGCAAUUGCGUGUCUUUAUUGGCGGUCGGAAUCGUCUCGAGAAUACGGGAGCUAAAGCCAUGUCAAAUGCAUUUAAAACUCUUAAGACUUUGGAAGAAAUUGUUCUGAUGCAGAACUCGAUAUUUUACGAGGGUAUCAUAUCCCUGGCUGAUUCCUUCAAGGAGAACGUUCACCUUCGCGUGCUUAAUUUAAACGACAAUAUCCUCCGACCUAAGGGAUCGGCUAAAAUUGCCGAAAUUCUGCCAAAUUUACCUAUGCUACGUGAAAUAAACUUUGGUGACUGCCUCAUCAAGACGAAUGGCGCCUAUCAUUUAGGUGAAGCCCUGGAGAACUCUAAUGAACAACUGGAGUCCAUCGAUUUAGGCUUUAAUGAGAUAAACAGCGAUGGUGGUCUGGUACUGGUGGGCGCCAUGAAAAACAAACCCAAACUUCGUUACUUAAACCUGGACGGCAAUUGCUUUGGAGCUGAUGGCUGCGAACAGGUCAUUGCGGAAAUGUCUAAAUUACCAAACGCUCAGGCCCUGCAACCGAUAGAGGAAGACAACUCCGAGGAUGAGGAGGAUGGUGACGGAGAGGACGACGACGAGGAAGGCGAAGGCGGCGAACAGGAAGAAGAUUACGAUGAAGAAGAGGAAGAGGAAACCGAUGAUCACGAACAUGGCAAUGAUACCACAGAAGAGGCAGACGAAAACGAAGAUGAUUAUGCUGAGGAAACGGCAUAUGUCACCACAAGUGCAUACACAACUAAGCUCUUCAACGAGACCACAAACUCGCGGGUCGGCGAUACCUUUGCCAUCAACAAGACUAUCAGCAACAAAUGCUCCCCAGAAGAUUUCGUACUCAACCAAAAACCCUGUUCCCAGAAAGAUUUUGACGCGCUAGAUGAGGAAAACAAACUGCAAGCCUUGCAAGGCGUUAUUAACCAAUUUACUGAUGAUAAUCACUUGCUGCUGCUUGUCUUCACCACCCUGAAGUGUGCACAUCUGGCGCAGUCGUCGAAGCCAGCCUUAGAACUGGCAGAGUCCCUAUAUCAAGCCACCUUCGAUUAUGCUAUAAAGACCAAGCAGGAGAAGCGCGUGCUGAACUAUGUCCUCAAACAGCUGGAGCUGCUGCGGUGCGAGGAGUCCUUCAAGUCUGAGUACAACGUCAAGAGCUGUCGCUUUGCUCUGGGUGAGGUCCUCAAAAAGCCGCAGUUCGCCAACGACAAUAUAAAGAACACCUUUAAAAUCUUUCUUAAAAAUAAUGAUUUUUAGGCUGCAAGAAGCCGAUCCAAAGAGAUAAAUGAUUUUUGUCCAUAUUAAAAACGUUCCAAAUCUUGGCUUUUUUGGUGAAGAAUAUAAAUAUAUUUAAAAUCAA